UUUGUGUGUUCAGGUUGGGCCUACAUAAUCACAAUUUAUUUGCCAAAAUUGGGAUUUAUUGAGUUCAUGGUGAUUCAAAGACAAUCCUCAGAUUAUCCCCAUGUUCCAGGAUAUCUCAGAAAUGCUCAAGCCUUUCUGUGUGCUGUAUGCUGACAAUGGAACGAGGGAAAGGGGGACAGGGAGGGAGAAUUUGGUGGUGUGUGACCAAUGGGCUUGCCUGAUGUAUUUUUAAUGCACAUGAAUGAUUGAUCACUGUACGUGGACAUGCUCCCCAAGGGGCGGCUGCAGUCUGGUGCUGUCGGUGCAGAUAUGAGUGUGACGAGGGGACCUUCUGGACUGAGCAUGAACACUGUGGAGUUAAAGCAUCAGUGGGCAAUGCAGAGAAAUCGCACUCUGGUCCGGACAUACCUGCUCUCCAGUUCUGUGCUCCCACUUCCUGGCUCACGGAGCAGAGAUGAUUUCAGACUUCCAUCGUUAUUGUCCAGAUCAACACAUGGUCGGACCACCGCGGUUCCUCUCAGUGUCAGUGAGCCUUGCUUGUUCACCCCAGGCCAGAGAGCAGUUUUCGAGGGGUUUUCAAAAAACCACCAUCCCCUUCUACACAAACCUGGCCCAUCUCCCUCCUGCAAGACCCUUGAGAAACCAAAGAUGCCUCAGCAGAGCUAUCAUCAAGCGUACAUGCAUUUCUCUCAGCCUCUGAAGCCUGUACCAAAGGUUGGACAGGCCUUUACUCACAGUCAGCGGCAGGCCACAGAGAACAGAGGCCUGCAGCCGUUAGUGAGGCAGCGCAGGCAGCCCGUAAACCUAGAGACUUUAUCUGUCAGAGGAAAGACUUGCCUUCCCACACAGCAUUUACCCACAUCUUCAUCUAGUGCAUCUCGCACACAGCUGCACGUGUUCUUGCCUGCAGAGGGUGCUGGACAGGAGGAAGACAGGGACAGUGAGUCUGUUGAUGAGGGUUUCAUGGAUGAGCUGGAUAACAAAGUCACCAACCUGAGAUUUCAACAAGAUCCAAAGACCCCCAAACAGAUAGAAAAAUCACUGAUGGGUCAAAUGGUAAAAUUAACUUCCUAGUGUCAUGCUUUUAAUUGUAGCAUUUCAUAUUUUGAUGUGUGUUGUAUGCUAACACUGAUAACUACA
Molecule: messenger RNA, 1140 nt
Organism: Sinocyclocheilus anshuiensis
Lineage: Eukaryota; Metazoa; Chordata; Actinopteri; Cypriniformes; Cyprinidae
Exons: 2
Coding region: 265-1074 (269 amino acids)
Source: RefSeq, a predicted model, not a curated record